AUGAAAGCACUCUUGGCUCAACUGCUGGGAACGAAGACGAUCGAGGAGUUUCUGCACAAGCCAAAACAAGGUUUGAUGAUGAAUCCCAUGAUAGAUGGGAGUGAGUUCAAUGCAUAUUGUGAUGUGAUGUGGAGGGCGCUACGAGAUGAAGAGUGGAGACUGAAAGAGCAGGAAAAGAACAUUCAGCGGAAGUUGAUACAGCUACAGCUGGGAGAACUGCGAAGCAGAAACAAAGUACAGACUCAGGCUGCAAUAGUGGCCACAUCUAAGGGGGACACCGGGGAUGCCUCUGGCUGGAGAUGUGGUGGGGGCCCCAGCCCAGACAAUGUGAAAGUGGUGGCUUACUACAGUGUGAUUUUUGUGGAUGAUGGAGAGAGUUAA
This is a messenger RNA of Xyrichtys novacula (pearly razorfish), 381 nucleotides long. The record is from the annotation of a GenBank genome assembly. NCBI's taxonomy places the organism in Eukaryota, Metazoa, Chordata, Actinopteri, Labriformes, Labridae.